This is a messenger RNA of Cuscuta campestris, 1281 nucleotides long. NCBI's taxonomy places the organism in Eukaryota, Viridiplantae, Streptophyta, Magnoliopsida, Solanales, Convolvulaceae. The record is from the annotation of a GenBank genome assembly.
GAUUAAUUUUUAAAAUAUUUAUUUUAAUUUUAUACUCCGUAUAAACUAGUACUCCUAGGGGAAGUUCACGCCAGCAGCACAUUGUUUGAUCGCCUUCCGGCUAUUUUUGCGAUUAAUUACUGCAAUACAUUACUGCAAAUUCAGUCGCCGGCGGCAUAAAUGAGGACAAAACCAACGGCGGUGUUCAUGGCCUUCGGAACCAAAGGCGAUGUCAAUCCAAUUGCUGCCAUAGCAGCAGCUUUUGCCUGUGAUCAGCAACAAUAUCAUGUGCAUUUUGUAACUCAUUCAGCACAUGAGAACCUGAGAAUUCAUUUGGAAACAAAAGGAGUUAUGUACAUUCCAGUUUCAGUGCCACCUGUUCUUGCUCCUACACAACAUCAUGGUAUCGUAUCAUACAUUCAUACCCUAUCCUGAUAUAUACUUCAGGGCUGUUUCUAAAGAGUUUUUUUUCCUUUUAUGUUUAUCUUUUUGGGUGUGGCUAAAGUGAAAUGAAUAAAUCUGUUGUUUUUUUUGUAAGAGAAAACCCAUUGGUAACAAACAUUUCAACCAUAUUCGUCAAAAACUACUUAUUUUGUGUAAGCAGAAUAGUCCAGGAGUUGAUACCAACCGGACCUUUAGUCUGCCUUGGACUCAUGCUGCUGUUUCAAGUUGAAAAUUUUCACUUUAAUCGGGGCUUUAUCGAGAAAUGACUUUUCUUAGCAGGUGCCAUGGAGGAGCCCUUCUCUAUCCAAAAAAAGGAACUUACCAGGAAGCAUAGACAAGAGUGUGUGUCAAUUAUUGAGGGUAUAUUCGGAGACGAACCUAGCAUGCACCGUGAUUUCAUUGCCAUCAAUUUUUUUGCACUGGUAUGCGCCCGGCCUGGCUCGCACUAAAUGACCUAAAGUCCAUUUCCAUACCUGCCCACCAUGACCCAAGUUUGUUCAUGUCUACAAAGAAUCUUUUUUAGUAUACUUAAAUUUUAUUACACAUCAUAUUCUCUCCGAAAUGUGAUGAAGUCAUUAGGAGGUGUUUGGUUCACGGAAUGGACAAUGUUGGAAUAGCCAAAAACAUUACAAAAGUUACAUUACAUCAUCUAAAAGUAACUUAACUUUGUUCUACCAUAUGGAUGACCCAGUAGUUUUACUAGUUUGAAAAUCUAAACGAAGGUUUAGGUAAUCUUACAUUACCUUUUUCACUCUACAUGAACAAAAAGGCCCACUGGGCUAUAUAUCGUCUUAGCCUCGCCUUUAAUACUAGUGGACAUACCAACGUUGAUCUUCUGAAUAACAAUUGCAAUCAUAU